AUGAUUACAAAGUUUAGUAUUUUUAGUAGAAAAAUAUAUAAAGGGAAUUUAUUUAAAAAGAUUAAAAAUAAUUUCAUUUAUUUUAAUACUACCAAAUAUUUAUGUACUCAAAAUUCUGAUGAAAUUGAUGUAACAUUUAUAAGCCAAGAUAAUUAUGAAAAAACAAUCAAAGCUAAAGUAGGAGAUAGCAUAUUAAAAGUUGCUCAUGAUAAUAAUAUAAAUAUUGAAGGUGCUUGUGAAGGUUUUUGUGCUUGUUCUACUUGUCACGUAAUUAUAGACGAAAAAUUUUAUGAUCU
Messenger RNA from Plasmodium gallinaceum, 296 nucleotides. RefSeq names its product adrenodoxin-type ferredoxin, putative. Gene Ontology annotation, molecular function: 2 iron, 2 sulfur cluster binding. The transcript is spliced from 4 exons. NCBI's taxonomy places the organism in Eukaryota, Apicomplexa, Aconoidasida, Haemosporida, Plasmodiidae. The annotation marks the transcript as partial. The record is from RefSeq and is a predicted model, not a curated record. Gene Ontology annotation, cellular component: mitochondrion. Gene Ontology annotation, biological process: P450-containing electron transport chain.